Molecule: messenger RNA, 1619 nt
Organism: Aspergillus homomorphus CBS 101889
Lineage: Eukaryota; Fungi; Ascomycota; Eurotiomycetes; Eurotiales; Aspergillaceae
Product: NEDD8-activating protein UBA3
Exons: 6
Coding region: 249-1514 (421 amino acids)
Biological process (GO): protein neddylation
Cellular component (GO): cytoplasm; nucleus
Molecular function (GO): NEDD8 activating enzyme activity
Source: RefSeq, a predicted model, not a curated record
CCCUCGUCAACCUCGACUUCUUGUGUUGAUCCUCGUCCGCAAAUUUCCAAGACUCAGAUACAAGAGGUUGAAAUCCUGAAACACGACGAGAUCAUAUCCUUCAGCUGGUUACUAGCGCAGGAUCUAGAUUGCAACGGAUUAUUGGUCGUAUCCCGGCGGUACAAGUGAGAUACACGCGCUCCAUAAACCUGGAGUAUCAACAGCCCCGGUGUACAUUCUUUGGCUCUUUAGAGACUCGCCAUAGCAAAAUGGUUGCUAUAGACCAGACGCUUCGAUGGAAGCACUUAUAUAAUGUCUUAACAAGAUCGGGCCCGUUCAGCGACGAAGACUGGGUUCCCGGACCAGAGACAAUAAGCACUUUAGAGUCGUCUAAAAUUCUAGUCAUAGGCGCUGGAGGACUGGGAUGUGAGAUCUUGAAAAACCUGGCUUUAUCAGGUUUCAAAGACAUUCACGUCAUUGACAUGGACACUAUUGAUAUCUCCAACUUGAACCGACAGUUCCUGUUCCGUCAAGUUGAUAUCGGCAAGCCUAAAGCCGAGGUUGCUGCCGCCUUUGUGGAAAGACGGGUCAAAGGAGUGAAGAUCACGCCUUAUGUUGGCAAGAUCCAAGACAAAGAUGAAGAUUACUACAUGCAGUUCAAGAUCAUCGUCUGUGGCCUCGACAGCAUCGAAGCCCGACGAUGGAUCAACUCUACAUUGGUUGGCAUGGCCGAUUUCGAGAACCCGGAGAGUCUGAAGCCGCUCAUUGAUGGCGGAACCGAAGGAUUCAAGGGCCAGGCUCGUGUGAUCUUGCCGACGCUCUCCUCCUGCAUCGAGUGCCAGCUGGACAUGCAUGCGCCACGACCUGCGGUGCCGCUUUGCACCAUUGCGACCAUUCCUCGCCAGCCCCAGCACUGCAUCGAAUGGGCCCACCAGAUUGCCUGGCAGGAACAGCGUAAAGAUGACGCAUUCGACAGCGACGACCUGGAACAUAUCGGCUGGAUCUACAACGCGGCGCUCGAACGGGGUAAGCAGUUCCAUAUCUCGGGAGUCACCUUUCAGAUGACCCAAGGCGUGGUGAAGAAUAUCAUCCCGGCCAUUGCUUCGACCAAUGCCGUCAUCGCUGCCGCAACCACAUCCGAAGCGCUGAAGAUCGCCACCUCGUGCAACCCUUACUUGGAGAACUACAUGAUGUACGCUGGGGAGGAGGGCGUCUACACGUACACAUUCGAGGCGGAGAAGAAACCUGAUUGCCCAGUCUGUGGCAACCUUGCUCGGAGGAUGACCGUGGAUCCCAACAUGACACUGGAGGCCUUCAUUGAGACGCUGGGAGAGCGACCCGAAGCGCAGCUGAAGAAGCCCAGCAUGCGGACCGAGGAGAAGACCCUCUACCAGCGGUUCCCUCCGCAGCUGGAGGAGCAGACCCGACCCAAUUUAAAGCUCAAACUCGGUGAUCUGAUUGCAGACGGCCAGGAAAUUGCAGUCAGUGACCCUGCCUAUACCAUCGAUUUCCGGUACAGGCUAGACUUCAGCUAGGAGGGCGUACAGUAACCGGCUUGAUCCGAGAUUCAUAAUGAUAUAACUGUCAUGCCUUUACGAGGAGUACACAAUUCUCCGAUGAUGACCCAUGUCAAGAAGUAG